Lotus japonicus is the source of this 753-nucleotide messenger RNA. Its product is annotated as expansin-like B1. NCBI's taxonomy places the organism in Eukaryota, Viridiplantae, Streptophyta, Magnoliopsida, Fabales, Fabaceae. The transcript has 4 exons. Gene Ontology annotation, cellular component: extracellular region. The record is from RefSeq and is a predicted model, not a curated record. The coding region runs from base 1 to 753 and encodes 250 amino acids.
AUGGAACUUGGUUUUAAGCACCAACUUGGUCUUAUUUGUGUCAUAAUGCUAUUUCCAGCACUGUGUAACGGCAAGGAAUAUUAUAAUAAAUCCAGAGCAGCCUAUUAUGUCACCUCUGAUGGCUAUGGGAGUCCAAGAGGUGCUUGUGGCUUUGGAGACUAUGGAAGAACAGUCAAUGAUGGCCAUGUCACAGACUUGUCAGCUAGGCUAUGGAACAAUGGGGGUGGCUGCGGUGCAUGUUAUCAGGUCAGGUGCAAAAUAGCACAAUAUUGUGAUUACAAUGGAGCAUAUGUAGUUGCAACUGACUAUGGUGAAGGAGACAGAACAGACUUCACCUUGAGCCCACGCGCCUUCUCGAAAUUGGGACGCGACAAAGUUGCAUCUGAGGCGUUGAAGAAAUACAGUGUGCUUGAUGUUGAAUACAAAAGGGUCCCCUGCACAUUCAAGGGCAACACCAUCGUGUUUCAGAUCAAUAAACAGUACAGCAGUAACCCUGGUUACUUUGCUAUUGUGAUUCUCUAUGUAGGUGGAACAUCUCAUGUCACUUCUGUUGAGUUUUUGCGGAAAGAACACCACAAAUGGGAGCCUCUACACAGGUCUUAUGGUGCAAUCUUUGACAUAGCUAAACCACCAAGAGGUGAAAUAAGAUUGAAGUUCCAAGUGAGUGGCAGUGAAGGGCUUCAUUGGGUGGAACCCAAGUUUGCAAUCCCUGCAAACUGGAAGGCUGGAGCUACAUAUUCUACUAAUUUAUAG